CCUCGGCGACCUACGGUGCGCACGCCGGCGCACGUUAGCGCGGGUCCCUGUCUGCGCCCUCGGGAUGUAGAUCUUUAGGAUGUGGAUCAUGGAGAUGAAUCAAAACAAAGAGAGAGAGAGAGAGAGGAGGAGGGGGAGGAGGAGAUUGGAGUGGCCUAUGUGGAGAUCGAUCGCCACCUUUUCCCCCUUGUGAUUCUUCUCUUUCUUGUUGUUGUUAACGCCAUAUCAUCGUCUUUCUUUUUCUUGGAAUUUCUUUUGGUGGGGUUAUCGUUCGGAUUUGGCGAAGGGAUGGGGCGAUAGUAGAGGGAUUCCGUAGUGGUGGUGGUGGGGAUGGGGCGAGAGAGGGUCGAGGAGGACGAAGACGAGGGGUGGAGAUGCCUUAAUGAAGGGGACGGUGGCGGCGGCGGUGAUGCCGCCGGCCAACGGUUCUUUGACCGGAGCAAGGUUAGGAUACUGCUUUGCGACAACGAUCCCAAGAGCUCGCAGGAGAUUCUUCAGCUCCUCCUUAAGUGCUCCUAUCAAGUAACUUCAGCGAGGUCUGCCAGACAGGUGAUUGAUGUGCUUAAUGCCCAAGGAUCAGAAAUCGACAUCAUUCUUGCGGAGGUCGAGCUUCCAAUGGCCAAAGGAUUGAAGAUGCUGAAGUAUAUUGCAAGAAAUAAGGAUUUGAGGCGCAUUCCUAUAAUAAUAAUGUCUGCGCAAGAUGAGGUUUCAGUUGUCGUGAAGUGUUUGCGACUUGGGGCAGCUGAUUACCUUAUGAAGCCACUGCGCACGAAUGAGUUGUUGAACCUUUGGACCCACAUGUGGAGAAGAAGACGCAUGCUUGGCCUGACAGAGAAGGAUGUCUUCAGACAUGAUUUUGAGAUAAUUUUCUCAGACCCUAGUGAUGCCAACACAAAUAGUAUAACUCUUCUCUCGGAUGACACAGAUGAAAAACCCAGUAUGGGUACAAAUCCAGAAUUGAACUUGUCAAAUCUUCCUGAAACUGAGUCCAAUGUGUCUCCUGUGGAGCCUGUCUGUAAUAAUCUUUUGGGAGAUGUACAAAAUAUUCCAAGGGAUGGUGAUCGGGCAGGGGGAAUAUUUUCAUUGCCAAAGAAGACUGAGUUGAAGGUUGGUGGUUCUUCUGCCUUCUUGACAUAUGUCAAGUCAAGUGCAUCAAGCCGAAUGCCAUGUAUUGAUGUUGAUGUGAAUUCUGCUCCAUCAGAACCCUCAAAUCGUGAAGAAAGCUCUCUUGCAGUGGGUGAUACAGCACGAUGCAACAGCAAAUUGGUGCCAGAAAGCUAUAUUGGUGGAAAUGGGACUCCAACCAGUAAGAAUAUAUGCAAUAUGAAGGACUUCCAAACACCACCAGAGUUUCCCACAUUAUGUGUGUCUUCUUCUACUGAGCAGCAGCCACAGUUGAGGAAUGAGGUUCUGAGUGAUGGAUCUGGCAUCCCACCUAUCUUUUCUUUGCCAUUUUAUUAUCCGGGUGUGAUGGAUCAGAACAUAUUAUGUUCACAUGGGCAGUUGUUUCAGGGUAGCUUGAAUGAUGUGCAAGCACACCCCGCACCAGCCUUGCUGCCUCACUACGGUGUUGUUCCUCGUAUGCCUCUGAUACCAUCAUUCCCUUAUCAGACAUUCGGCAUAAAUAUGCAAUCGGGUCAUGUGGCUGCACCAAAUUUGUCUUCAUCAAUGACCACCCCGUCUGUGCUCGAAGUGAAACCUGGUCGGAUCGAAAAAAGAGCAGCGGCACUCGUCAAGUUCAGGCAGAAAAGAAAGGAUAGAUGUUUUGAUAAGAAAAUUAGGUAUGUAAAUCGAAAACGCCUCGCAGAGAAAAGACCAAGAGUUCGAGGCCAGUUCGUGAAGCAAGUUAACAAUGUAGACGUUAACCAAAAUGUAUUGGGUGGUGGUGAUGGUGAAUUUGGCGAUUACGAAGAUGAUGAACCUACAUCCAAGGAACUAGAACUCAUUUCUUCUCCAGAACAGAAUGCUUCUGACUGUUAGACUGAAGCUGGCAAUAUUUCCAUAGACUGCUGAUGAUCAAAAUAUAGGAAGGCAGAUGAUGUUCUGACACCGGCAAACUUCCCAUUCAAGCUGUGCUAUUUAUGAACCAUGUUGUUACGGCUAAUAUGUUCCAAGACUUAUAUUACAAAAGAAAAGUGUGAUGAUGAUAAUUGGAGGUGUUAAAGGCAUUUAGGUGGUAUCGUUGGUUAAUCUUAUUUGCCGGUUUAGGUAUAGGUGGCUUCUUUCUCCUAGUUACAAUUUACUACUUUCAAAAGCUGCUGUCUCCUUAAGUUCACUGUUGCAUUCUUGGACAUUGUGAUACCCAUAUUGAUGCAAGUCUUACAGAUAGAUAUAAUAUCAAAUACUGCACUGAAGAGUUUUAAUCC
Musa acuminata subsp. malaccensis (wild Malaysian banana) is the source of this 2366-nucleotide messenger RNA. RefSeq names its product two-component response regulator-like PRR1. Lineage: Eukaryota; Viridiplantae; Streptophyta; Magnoliopsida; Zingiberales; Musaceae. Gene Ontology annotation, biological process: cytokinin-activated signaling pathway; phosphorelay signal transduction system. Gene Ontology annotation, molecular function: protein binding. The record is from RefSeq and is a predicted model, not a curated record.